CAGGAGUGACAGUGGAAGAGACAGAAACAAAGUGGAUGCAUGAUGGGCAUGAAUACGCACAGAUCCUAUAGCGGAGACUGGCAUGUGCCCAGAUGGUCAGGGCCAGCUGGAAAGUGAAGCCAAACAUGUGUUUGUGUCACUCUGCCCCUUUAAGGCCUGGCGGCUGCACAGUAGCUGCAGGAAGGCCCUGCCCCAAUGCCUGAGUUCUGGGAUGGAAAAACAGUUCCUGAUGUGACUCCCAGUGCAGAGCAACGAGCAGCACUCACACCCUCUCUGCUCCGAUCCUGCGCAGCCUGCCUGCCUCCCAUGUACACAGCUGCUGGGAAAGCUCUGCCAGGGGAACCCGUGGGGCACGUUGCCUUCUCUGGCCGGGGGCUGAGGGGCGUAUAUUGCCCUCUCUAGCAGGGGCACACCUCCUUCUCUGCCAGGGGAAAGAAAACUGGGCACCCUUCAAAUACCUGGAAGAUAAGAGCUAGUCACCCUCAUCUCUCCCAGCAAUCCAGGCUGUUCUGUGCCAGGGAGGAGGGCACAGAACCUUAACCAAAAUCAGAUUAGCUGCUGGAUACGAUCCUCACCAUAAGGAGACAUACAGCUUGGUACUGUACCCUCUGCCAGGGGACGUGGGCACCUUCUCCUCUGAGGGAAAACAGGGAACUGUGACUUGGGCACCUUCCCCUUUACCAGAGGACUAACACUUGGCACUCUUGUUAAAGGGCACAGACUUGGGCACUUUUCCUUCAGCAAGAGGUGGAUACUUGGGCACCUCACCCGAGGUCUGGGCACCAUUUUAUCGAAAGAUAAAAAAACUGGAAAAUAUUUUUAUACCAGUUGUCUAAAGGUUGGCCAUCAUCUUAUCUCAUCUAGAACUUGACCCUCUUAUUUUGAGCCAGGACAGUGAAAUAAGGGCAUUCAUUCCUCCGCAGAGACUCGUCAUUGCAAAGCAGUGAAAUCAGGUGGACGCCAAUCUUACUGCACGGGAUUAAAAAACUGGCACAAGGGCUGGUGCUCAGGCCACAGAAACCAGUGUUUUUCCUGGUGUUCUGGACAAAGAGAAGGGCAUUAUCAUUGGUGCCCAGGCAAAGUUGAAGGACAUUUUUGCUGGUGAAAGAAGGGCAUUAUCAUUGGUGCUCAGGACAAAUAAUAGGGUAUUGUCAGUAGUUACUAAGACUUGAAUCUGGGCAUCACCAGGGGGAAAGAUCAUUAAGAUCAGGGCACUCAUUGUUUGGGAUCUACAGGAGGCUUACACAUUUCGCUGCCAAGGAGAGAGACUGGCACUGAUCGCCAGAGGACCGACCAUAAAGCACUUUACCCUUGUCACUGCUACUGGGCAUAAACAGGGCACCUUAAACAGUGUAUGGGAGAUCUGUAGUGCCCCUCACUGCACGCCCAGUGGAAGAAUCAAUCACCCGCAGGACCUCUGAUCAUGAUGAGUAGAUAGCACCCUACAGGAUGACCAUGGCUCCCAGGAAAAGGAGUCGUCAUGCCCUUGGGUUCCUUUGCUGCUUCGGGAGCAGUGAACACCCUGAAAUCAACCUCAAGGACAACAAUCCUCUUCAUUUCAUGGAAUUUGCUGGGCCCAUUCCCUCGCCCGAGGAGCUCAAUGCCAGAUUCUCAGAACUGGUGGAUGAACUGGAUCUCACAGAUAAAAACAGAGAGGCCAUGUUUGCGCUUCCCCCAGAGAAAAAAUGGCAAAUCUACUGCAGCAAGAAGAAGGAACAGGAAGACCCAAACAAGCUUGCAACCAGCUGGCCUGAUUAUUACAUUGAUCGGAUCAACUCCAUGGCUGCGAUGCAGACACUUUAUGCCUUUGAUGAAGAGGAUACAGAAAUGAGGAACAAAAUAGUAGAGGACUUAAAGACGGCUCUAAGGACCCAGCCAAUGAGGUUUGUAACAAGGUUUAUUGAACUAGACGGCCUGACCUGCCUGCUGAACUUCCUAAAGAGUAUGGACUAUGAAACCUCCGAGAGUCGAAUACACACAUCCGUUAUAGGGUGUAUCAAGGCUCUUAUGAAUAAUUCCCAGGGACGGACACAUGUCUUGGCCCACCCUGAGAGCAUCAACAUCAUCUCCCAGAGCUUGCGGACAGAGAACAUCAAGACCAAGAUCGCUGUCCUUGAGAUUCUAGGAGCCGUGUGUUUAGUCCCUGAUGGGCACAAGAAGGUGCUUCAAGCCAUGUUACAUUACCAGGUCUAUGCUUCGGAACGAACGCGAUUCCAGACCCUGCUGAAUGAGUUGGACAGGAGUAUGGGCAGAUAUCGGGAUGAAGUCAACCUCAAAACUGCGAUAAUGUCCUUUAUCAACGCUGUUCUGAACGCAGGUGCUGGAGAGGAUAAUUUAGAAUUCCGUUUACACCUUCGAUACGAGUUUCUGAUGUUGGGAAUACAGCCCGUCAUUGACAAGCUGAGACAGCACGAGAAUGCAACGUUGGACAGGCAUUUAGAUUUCUUUGAAAUGGUGAGAAAUGAAGAUGAAACUGAACUGGCCAAAAGGUUUGAAAUGAUCCACAUAGACACCAAAAGUGCCACACAGAUGUUUGAAGUUGUUAAGAAGAAACUGAAACAUACGGAUUCCUACCCUUACUUGUUAUCUAUACUCCAACACUGUUUGCAGAUGCCAUAUAAGUGGAAUGGCAGCACUAUCCAGCACUGGCAACUUCUAGAUAGAAUAUUGCAACAAAUUGUUCUACAGGAUGAGAAAGGAGAAGACCCCGAUGUUGCACCACUUGAAAACUUCAAUGUCAAAAACAUCAUUAAGAUGUUAGUGAAUGAAAAUGAGGUGAAACAGUGGAGAGAACAAGCUGAGAAAUUCAGGAAAGAGCACACAGAGUUGAGCAGCAGGUUGGAGAAAAAAGAGCGGGAGUGUGAUAUAAAGACGCAAGAGAAGGAAGAGAUGAUGAAGACAUUAAAUAAGAUGAAAGACAAACUGCAGAAAGAAUCAUUAGAGCUCAGACAGGCGCGGGAUCAUAUGACUGAUCUCAUGUCCCAGCUUAAUGAGCUCUCGAAUGGGGGAACCCUUUCAUUCCCUCCUCCACCUCCCCCACCACCUGGUGGACCAUUUGUUCUUCCUCCACCUUUACCUGAAAACUUGCCACCCCCACCACCACCUCCUCUGCAGUUCACUUCUUUCCCACCACCACCUCCACCUCCUCCACCACCACCAGGAGGACCGCCUCCUCCCCCUGGAGCUCCUCCUCUUUUUAGCAUGGGAAUGCAAGCCCCCCCUCUCACCACAUUUAACUAUGGCACAAGUUUGAGAAAGAAAUCCAUUCCCCAGCCUUCCCAUCCACUGAAGUCCUUCAACUGGUCCAAGCUGAAUGAGGAUAAAAUCAACGGAACCAUCUGGAAUGAAAUAGAUGACAUCCGUGCUUUCAAAAUGUUGGACUUGGAUGAGUUAGAGAGAAUGUUUUCGGCUUACCAACGGCACCAGGAUCUUCUCAGUAACACCUCUCUCAAGCAGAAAGACAUGGACUCAAUGGAGGAUCUUUACCUCUCCACACGCAAAGUCAAGGAGUUGUCUGUCAUUGAUGGACGAAGAGCACAAAACUGUGUCAUCCUCCUCUCCAAGCUCAAGUUGUCAAAUGAGGAAAUCAAGAGAGCCAUUAUGGAAAUGGACGAGCAGGAAGACCUCCCAAAAGACAUGUUGGAACAGCUACUGAAAUUUGUUCCUGAGAAGGGCGACAUCGACCUCUUGGAAGAGCACAAGCAUGAAAUUGAUCGAAUGGCUCGGGCAGACCGAUUCCUGUAUGAAAUGAGCAGGAUUGAUCACUAUCAGCAGCGACUUCAGGCUUUGUUUUUUAAGAAGAAGUUACCAGAAAGGUUUGCAGAAACCAAACCCAAAGUUGAAGCCCUAUUGCUGGCAUGCAAGGAGCUGAUGCGAAGCAAGCGGCUAAAGCAGCUCUUCGAGGUGGUCUUGGCAUUUGGAAAUUACAUGAACAAAGGUCAAAGAGGCAAUGCAUUUGGAUUCAAAGUUGCAAGCUUAAACAAGAUAAUAGACACCAAAUCCAGCAUCGAUAGGAACAUAACCCUGUUGCACUAUUUAAUAAUGAUAUUUGAGAGGACCUACCCCGAUAUACUGAACAUCCAGACUGAGCUUCAGCAUCUUACAGAUGCAGCUAAAGUCAACUUGGUGGAACUGGAAAAGGAAGUUGGGAAUAUCAAGAAUGGGCUGAGAGCUGUAGAGUCAGAACUUGAUUAUCAGAAGCGCCAAUACAGAGAGCCAGGAGACCGUUUUGUGCCAGUCAUGAGCGACUUCAUCACCGUGGCGAGCUUCAGCGUCUCAGAACUGGAAGACUUGCUUAGUGAAGCACGAGAUAAGUACACCAAGGCGAUGAAGCAUUUUGGAGAAGUUGAGGGAAAAAUGCAGCCGGAUGAAUUCUUUGGAAUCUUUGACACCUUCCUGCAGUCAUUUGCAGACGCAAAACAAGACCUGGAAAACAUGAGGAAGAAAAAGGAGGAAGAGGAGCGCAGAGUUCGCAUGGAAGCUAUGCUGAAGGAACAACGCGAGAAAGAAAGACGACAGAAGAAGGCCAAAGCUGACAGCACCUCAGAAGAGGUUGGAGAGUUUGAUGACCUUGUGUCUGCCUUAAGGUCUGGCGAAGUGUUUGACAAGGACUUAUCCAAACUCAAGAGGAACCGCAAGCGUUCAGGGAAUCAGAUAUUGGACACCAGUAGAGAGAGGGCCGUGACAAAGCUAAAUUAUUAGAAGCGGUAUCAAAGAACCAACACAACCAGUCAACUUAGGGCUAUUGCCUCAGGGUCACCAGCGAGUGGGGUUCUUGUGGGGUGACAAACUUUGUUGGCUUGUGAAAGAAUCACCUCCAAGGAGCCUGUCGGUUCCAGGAAAGUGAAGAACUUCCAGAUGAGAAGCAGUUUGCAGGAGAUAAUGUUGGAAUGCGUAUCGGACUCGCUGUGAUCUUGCUUUAUAAAGUGCCAAAUAAUUAUUUGCACUCAUUUGCAACAUUUCAGAAAUAAUAGCAACAUGUAGACUUAUUUUUCCAAGUCAACUGCCUUCCCACAUAAAGACUGGUCAGAUUCUCCCAAAACAGACUGAAAUAAAGAUAAUUAUAGGUUUCUGCACCAAAGAAAGGGUCAGGCUUGAGCGGUGACGGACUUGGACGUGACUCACACUGUUGGCAUCACCAGUCGACUGUCAACAUUUCUGCACAACACUCUUGCUAGAUACUCCAGCCUCCGAAGGGUAUUGAGUGUUCCCCGCUGCAAGUGCUAUAAACUGACCCUGGUCCAAAUAUGGAUCUUGUACAGAAUGUCACAAAAACAGAUUUUUUUUUUUGGAAUUCCAGGAUUCCCUCCAGUUUCUAAAAACUAAACAUAUAAAUCACUGUGUGAUCGCAAAAUGGAGCGCACUUUUCACCCUUUCAUAAUGCUGCCAUGUUUAAAUUUGGCUCAGGAGAUGCUUUUUCCUGGGGUCAGCGUGCAAACCCUUCUGGCUGGCCAAACAAAAGCACAAGAAGUAACAGUGGAGAAACAGAAACAGAGAAUCAUCAGAUUCUGGGCCUUAAUUCAUGGGCACGUGCCAAAUUGUAUUUCCCAUAGAGCUACAUUUCACAAGUGGAAAACAAAGUAUUUAAUUCAGAAUAAAUAAGAACCAUUCAAUCGGAACCCAAGGACAUUGGCUUAUAUGUCAGUGUCUGCAAUGCUGUGGCCUAAGCCUUUCUGGGCAGGAGGGGGAUUGUGGGGUCUAUCAUGGCGGGACUGUGCACCACAGCAACAACAGAAACUGCUGCCAAAACUCUUAGGAAGGGACUCGUGUAUAAAAUUGAAAACAUUCACCAGCGUAACUGUAGGUGGAAGCGAAGGGGGAGAAAUUAUGGCACCCAAGUGGUCUUGACAUUAUCUGUUUUUUAAAAUUUCCCUUAGGGCAAGUUUGCUUUUAAGACAAUACUAUCUUCUCUUGUCCUGCUCCAUCCUAGCAGACAUCAUUGGGGCUGGAACGGCAUAAUUGAGUUACAGGGAUGUAGGCAAGUAUUUUCUCCUGAUCAGUGUUAACAAAGAGCAAUAUAUGUGUUUCUCUGCCAUUAGCUCAAAGCUCUACAAGUCAUGUCCCUUUUUAGACUGUAUAUCUGGGAUUGUUCAUUUGAUGUUGGGUAGUUAAGGCUAAUCAGAAACAUACCAGGAUAGGCUCUUCACUGGCCACAGUUAUUCUGAUAUAUAGAGGUUAUUUUACCGGAAUCUAAUGUUGGUUGUCCCCUAAGGGACAACAGUUGCACCAGAAAGAUAACUAAGUACGUGUAGAAGGUAAUGACUAUAUGCUUCCACAGGAUCUUGCACUGUACCUUAUGAGAAGUUGGGGUACCUCUGGACCCAUCUCCAAAACAUUUAACCCCAGGGGUGAGCAACAUGAACUUAGAAAGGAGGAAAAAGCUUUGCAGCACAUAAGUCCAGUUAGGGCAGAGGUUUAUAGACCUUUCUGGAUUCAAGACCACCUAUGGCUUCUGGGGCACCUAAAUUCUAACAGGGUUACAGAUAUAUAUGCAGACAUGGUCGUAAUAGUCCAGUGUUUUGGGAAAUCCAUGGCAAGAAAUAAGCAUUGGCCAGCACAUUUCAAUGUAUUUGUCCUGUAUAGCAUUGGGCUAUCCUGGGGGGCAGUACCAGGGUCCUUAAGAGCAUACCCACUGCAGUAGGGGCUUUGGAAAGUAAUGUUUGGGGAAUGUGGAUAUAGUGGUUAUUCAUGUACAAUUUUUUUUAUGGGACUUCUUGAAAGAUAUGAAGAAUUACAGAGUAAUAUCCUAAGGUCUUUUUUCUAAAAUUAAAACAAGAUAUAAAAGCCAUACGGAGGGUAACAUUUUUUGUAUAUACGUGCACCUUGAAUCUGCCAUUGAGAUCCUGACGUAGGGAGCUGUAAUCCUACUCGACAGCUUUUAGAAGAAAACAGGAGACCACUGGUAAGUUGCCAGAACGUUGGCCCAGGAGAGCACUUUUACAGCGAUACAUCCCAUUGCGUGGGGCAGCCUGUAGGGGGAGCUGUUUAAUGUUAUUUAGGGCAAUAAUGCAGGUUUGUAACUAAUGGAAUAUAUAUAUAUAUUUAAUGUUUUUCUCUAAAGAAUUGCAACUGAAAUGACUGAUUUUGUAGCACUUCCAGAUAAUAAUAAUAACCAAACAAUAAACCUGUAAAGUGACUACAAAGUGCCUGUUCUUGCUACAUUGGCUCAAACAUGGAGUUAUUCCCAAAAUGUCGGAGUUUGAUACACAGUAGUUUCAGCUACUGAUUUGAGGAUUCUGGGAGUUGUAGUUGUAGGGAAUAAUGGGUGUAUAGUUUUAUGGCACUGUUUUGGCAAAAGGGAUAGGACUCAGAAGGGGGUGGGAUUGUGUAGACAACUGGGCAUUGCUGAAUGGAGGGGUGGCUAAAAUGUUGAUUGUUUAUCUUGAUAUGUCAAGAGGUUUGCUCUCUAGAACAAGGUUCUCUUAGAUCUUCUUUACUUAUCAUAAUUGCCCUCAGUCCCCAACAUUGCAACUAGGGUUAAAGAUGUCUUCUGUAUAGAUGCCCCAUUUAAAUAGGCUUAAGUUAGAGGAUAUAUGUAUGCUAUUCCUUGAAUAGACGUUGAAUAUAUGAGGAGGACAUUUUAGAAUGGAAAGUCAACCUCAAAAGUGGUGCCAUCUAUUCUUGUUCCGCUCAGAAGUCAACAGAAGCCAGUUUCGUAUAUGUUGGGAGAUCUGUGGACCUUGCACCUUAUUUGUACAUAUAUCAAUACUAAACUCAAGCAUGUCCACGGCUGAAUACUUGUCAUUUACUAAAUAAUGUUGAAGGCUUCAUGUUAAGUUCCAAAGAGCCUUUCCCACUGUUUGCAUAAAAAGCACUGGAGCAGUUAGGAACCUGUGGUCUGACCGUCUGGGUGGAGCUGGUGGGCAUGAGCAAGACAUCAGGGUAUUUACCCCUGCAUGCCAGUAUUUAGAACUGAGCAUGUUCCUUACUUAUCUCGGAGAUAUCUCUGGGGCUGAUUCAGUGUGUUGGGUAUGGUGGCUUCCUAAACUUCAUGAACAAAGGUGGAACAUGUUGUCAUCAUAUUGGAAUGUCCUACUGAUCCUUACACUCUCUACCAUGUCCAGACAGUCAUAAGGUACCCCAUUGCACUUUAAUUUUACCAACCAUGUAGACAUUGUCACAAGCAUGUAGAACAAAGAGAAGGCAACACAAGUCAGCCAAUCCACCCUUAGCUGCAGAGUUGACUCUCUAUCAAAUUUACUGUGGCCACCAUGAAUGUUAUGAGACUUUCUAGGGUUUAAUAUUCAUUAGAGAAGUAGUAACGGUUAAAUCUCUAAAGGACCUUCCUCCCCCUUCCCCAUCUUUAGCUGUGCCGCCCCUUGUCUUGUUCUGGUGAAGCUAUAAAAUGGGAAGGAGAUGUUUAAUGUCAGACUGGCACCUAUCAGCUCUCUAAUGACUGGGGAUCAGUCACUUGGGGGCAAUACUUCAGAGCUCUGCUAUAUUUUUAGCCAUGUACUUAAUAUCCCUUCGGCAGAAGUUCCCCUAAACCCAAAUCCCCCUCCGUGCGUGUGUAUAUGUUGUGUGCAAUAUUUCUGGAGUUGUAGGACCUUUGUGGAACUGCGCUCUACUUGCGUACAACGCAAGCUUCGACCAAUGGCAGCCAAGUGCUGCCCCAGCAUGAAACCAGUAAGGAUUUUGCUCUUGGAACAACAGGGAAAUCUCAUUUCCCGUUUCCCUGAACACAAAGCAAAAACGCUGGGAAUAUUAUUCCCGUUAAUGCCAAUUAUUAGUGAUUAGUGCCAUGGUCUUGCCUGCUCUGAAACAUGCCCGUGAUGCCACCCAAGGGUGGUCUUCCCAAACUCUCUCCACAGAUUUACUGAUUGGGCAAGGAGACCCGUUUUUGCUUUCUUUAUCCUUGACUGCCCCUUGUAAAUGACUCUGAUCAGCAUCAAUAAAUGGCCACUGGGCAGCUGUAGAGUUUAGGGUGGCCGUGGGUCAGAGGGCUGCUGUAUUUCUAUACUUGUACAACAGCUCACUAACUAAAUACUUUAUACAGCUGGGCAUGUUCCUCAAACCUGCAUCAAGGGUCAAACCUGUAGGGAAAUGUCACCUCUGAGUUGCCCCUGUAAAUCUGCCAACAGCCCUUUAAUAGUGUUUUUACAUCAAAACCUUGAGAUGUUUUUGCACCUCUGGGGAUCGAAACAGGGGAAAUGACAGAGUUUCCAUGUGACUCCUUGUACAGGAAUUAUAUCUUAUUACACCCCCCAAAAUUACCUUUUUUAAACUGAAAAUGUGACUGAUUGUGGGUCUGUAUGUGCUUUUUCGAUACGUGAAACAAAGAAUGAAAAGACUACGUGUAAAGGAACAGAAAUGUGAUUAUUUUUCAGGGGGGAAAAAGUAGAAAAAUAGACGUUACGUUGGAAGUUCCAUUGACCCGAAAUGAAUGUACUCUGUGACGUUUGUAUAGCGAAUUGUAUUUAAAGGGCAAGUUAACCCAAACAUAAAAUGUUUCAUAAUCAAAAUGUAUUUCUAAGCGGCUCCCCAAUAUCCUUCCACUCACUGUGUAACUGUCAUUGUGUCUGUCUGUCACGGUCUGUCUGUCCCGCCAUUUCUAUUCCCUGCAACAGACUGCUAACAGGCAGAAAACAGCAACGGACGGACAGAGUGACAGACAGACAAUAACAGUUACACAGUGAGAAUGAGUAGUGAAUGGAUAUUGGGGAGCUGCUUACAGUUACAUUUUCAUUUGGAAACAUUUAAUGUUUGGCUUUGGCUCCCCUUUAAUUCUGGAUGAUGAUCUCCCCAUCUUUUAAGGGGAUGAUGUGAUUGGCUGGACAAAAGUGUUGUGAAUGACUGUAUCCGCUCUGGGAUACGACAGGGUGAGCUGCAUGUGAAUGGGACUGUAUUGGGGUUGUUUCUGUUGUUAGUAUUCUCUAUGGAUCACAGGGGAGACCUUCUUUUGAUAAAUAAUACAGGAAAGAGAUUUCUAACAAAGAGCCCAGACAGCAACUCUCAGAAUCCUCCGCCGGUGUCUGAUUGGUUUACUUUACCUGGCCUAAGUUAAAGGGCAACUUAACUUAAGCUUUUAUUUACCCUUUGUGUUUGUCAAAAAUGGAAAUAUUAAGAGAUGUAAUUUUGCCUUUGCCUUAACCUCCUGCUAGCUUCUAUGGAGGAGUCAAUAACUGCUUGUAGUUGCAGUCUUGUCUAAACUGCCAUUGUCUUAGGUAUUCCCCUGUACUAAGCACAAUUCAGCAGAAACCGCCCUAAGUUUUCUCAUAGUCUGUACAGAGAGAUACCAUGGACCUAUGGCAGCAGGGAGAUGGGGGGGGGGGGUGUUGGGAUGUUGGUCAGUGUAAAAUAUACAUUUUCUUAAAUGAAGUUCAUAGUGUUCUUUCUAUUUGCACCUUUUUUAUUAGAAUCGAAUGAUACGAGAAAUAUUAAAUCUAUUUCCCUCA
Xenopus laevis (African clawed frog) is the source of this 10394-nucleotide messenger RNA. It is a transcript of the gene daam2.L, whose product is annotated as disheveled-associated activator of morphogenesis 2. The record is from RefSeq and is a predicted model, not a curated record. The transcript has 26 exons. Bases 1450 to 4701 code for a protein of 1083 amino acids. NCBI's taxonomy places the organism in Eukaryota, Metazoa, Chordata, Amphibia, Anura, Pipidae.